Molecule: messenger RNA, 12568 nt
Organism: Coffea eugenioides
Lineage: Eukaryota; Viridiplantae; Streptophyta; Magnoliopsida; Gentianales; Rubiaceae
Exons: 41
Coding region: 151-12336 (4061 amino acids)
Source: RefSeq, a predicted model, not a curated record
AAAGAUCGUUAAAUGUCAUCUACUCUUCAAGGACAGACAUAAAAGCCCCCCUUUAUUCUUAAGAAAAAGAGCCGAUUACAAUGCAGACCACCUCAUACGAAUAGAAAUCUAAGUCCAACUCGUAAGCUUAUUCUUACUACUGCAUCACAAAUGGCAACUGAAGAUGAUAAACCACAAACCAUAUUUGCAACGGAUCUUCACCUUUUUCUGCAAGAAACAGAGAAGGAAGUCAAAGAACUCCAUACUAUUGGUACACCAGUUAGCAACCAUCCCCUUGCAGAAAUAAAGCAAGUAGAGCCUCUUCACAAUGAUACUGACGGCAGCUAUGAAUCCGAAAACUGUGAAAUGAAUACCGAACCUGACUCAAGCAAUCAGAAGAAAGCUGAGUGUGGAGGCAGUGUAAAGGAAGAAUCAAGUAGACAUUCAAUUGAACCAACCUCAGCUCACAGUGCAGAAGUAAACAAUGUUGGAAGAGGGGCUUAUUUUGAAGAGGGUGGCAUGGGGUACAAUUUUAAUGACACAACCGCAUCCUUUGAAGGGGAUCCACAUGAAACAAGUUUCCAGGCUAAAGAAGCAAACUUCCCGAAGAUCUCAUCAAUUACAGAUGAUAUGAAGUUGGAUUCUGAAAUUUUGCAUUCAACUGUCAGUGAGAUAGAUGAAAUAACAGGGAAAGGAGAUGGUUCUGAUCUAUCAGAAAGCACCUCAACACAAACAGUGUGCCAGAGUGACCGUAUAGAAGAGGCCAAAGAAAAUGCUCAAAUUGCUGAAAUACAGCCAGCUGGCCAUGUGAUGACCUUAACUAUGACAGAUUCACGUGCUGGAACAGCAGGACUUGGUGUUACAAAUUAUGAGGUCAAAUCAACUCAUGGGACAACAGAUGGUGGCAAUGAAGAUGUUGGCAUCUCCUGCCAUUAUGAAUAUCCAAACAAUGAGGAUGACAAGAAGGAAAAAGAAAACCGUGACAGCAAUACAGAACAGCCUGGAAAUAGCACUUUGGUAGCUAAAUCGAUGGAUGAGACAAUGUCAAAGAAUAAGGACUCAGACAAUGUUGAACAACUUGAAGGAAAGUCAAGCACCAAAACAGAAGGCAUUCAAGACACAAAUAUAUUAAGUCAGGACAUGGAAGAAAUAACGCACAAUCAACUUGAAAUUCUAGGUACAGGCUGCUUAGAAUGUUCUAUUAGUGAAAGAGGAAGCAGUUCCUAUGACAGGCCUGAAUCUGUCAGAGCAGUCUCUGAUAUACUAUCAAUGAGCGAGAAGGAAAGCCAGACCAAGGAAAAUCAUGGGGACGAUACUGAAGAAACAGUGCAGGAGAAAGAUGAAGUUUCUUCAGGAGAACACAAUUCUACGUCACAGAGUAGCCACAGUAUGGAAAGCAAGUCAGGAGAAGAUUUAGAGGUCAAGAAUGUUAUUAGCAUGUGCCCCAUAGAAGCAGCCAAUUGCAUGAAUGAUCAAAAAAUCAGAGGCAACAAUGUAGCUACUGAUUUAGAAGAGGGAAACAGAAGAAUGACAGAAUCAGUGAAAGACAAUAGCUCUGUUCAGGAAUUUCAAAUGAUAUCUAUAGACAAUAAUGCAGUUGAUGAGGCAAACAACCCAGUGUUGCUUCCUGUAAAAAAUAAUGGGAAAGAAGCAUCAGAAACAGGGGGUAAAGAACAUGUCUCUGAGGUAGAUGAUUCUGCACCGAUAGAGUAUGAAGACAGAAGGGGACUUUCCAUAGGAAAAAAGACAGAGGAUGAGAACAGUCAUAAUUCAGAUGACACAAGCAAGGAUCGUGAACAACUGGCUAUUUCUCAGUCGCUGGGAAAAGAAAAUCAGCCAAAUAAAGAGGACCACCAAUAUGAGGAAGCAACUACGCCAUUCAUGAGUCCUGAUGAACCUCUCCAAUCCAAGGCAGACAUUGAAAAUCCUCAAGUGUUCACCAUAGCAGAAGAGACAGAAAUAAAUGAAGACAAGCUUCAAGGUGAACCAAUUCUUAUUGAGCAAUCGAAUGAAAUGCAAGAUAUCCUAUUAAAUGACCAUUCACUUGAGAAGAUCGGCAACAAGCAUAGAAGUAGAGAGGAUUCUAGCUGUUGUUCUCCUCUAGAGGUAAUAAACCAAAAGAGCAAGCAAGAAGAUGAUCUGAAGCUCGAAGUAAAUCCAGGAGUAAAGGCAGAUGGAACAUUUGUUGGCACAAACAAUACAAAAAGCAGCACCAAGUUUGAAGAACCUGAGACAAGCGAUGCCACAGAGAGUUUCAAGAUAGAGAUGCCAACUGAAGAAAAGUUUGUUGAAGGGCCCAGCCAAGUUUUAGCAGCAGAUGAAACAGAAAAAUUCGGCACUGGAGAAGGAAAGGAGAUAGGAAGUGAAAAUAAUAAAACUACUUAUGAUGAUAUCAAGCAAGAAGUAGAACCAGAAGCAAAGCCAAAUGAAAGCACAAACAAUGCAAGUCAAACUUCAAAGACCGAAGAACCUCAGACAAUUUAUAGCACUCAGAGUUUGGAGAAACAAAUCUCAGACGAAGAACAGGUUAUUGAAGGGCAUCACCAAACAGCAGAGGAAAGACUAAAUGAUCACCUUCCAGAAGAUAAAAGGGAGAAAAAUGACAUUGAUACAGAGACAGAAGAUGAGUUGAAGCCAGAAGUGAAGACAGGAUUAAGUACAGAUGAAGUUUCUGACACUGUAGAUGAAGCAAGUAACAGUAAAAAGUUUAAAGAAGCUGGGAUGAUUGAAGCCAUGCAAAGUUUGAACAAUCAUUUGCUAAGCAACAAGAAGGUUGGUGAAGGGCCUUUGGAAAUUGCUGAGCGAUUAGAAAAUUACAGCCCUGCAGAAGUAGGAAGGGAAAAAAGGAAUGUCAAAGUUACAUCAGAAGCAGUUGAGUCAAAGCCUGAGAUAUAUACAGGACAAAAGUUUGAAGAACCUGAGGUAAUAGAAGCAACUCAGAGAAUAAACACACCAAUGUCAAGUGAAGAACAGGUUGUCGAGGGGCCUAUGCAAGUGUCAGUUACAGAGAAUGUAGUAAACUAUUGCACUGCAGAAGAAAGAAAGGAGAAAAGGAAAGGCAUUGAUACAACUGGAGAUGACUUAAAUCCAGAAGUAGAUCCAGAAGUGAAGGUAAAUGAAGUAUCAGCAACAACAAGCAAUGCAAAUCAAAGCAAAAAGUUUGAAGAAACUGAGAUAUAUGAUGCCGCUCAGAGCUUCAAAAAACAAUGUCCACCUGAAGAGAAAGGUCUUGAAGGAGCUUACCCAGUUUCAACUGCAGAAGAGAAAGUAAAUUAUAGCCCUGCAGAAAAAGAAGAGGAGGGAAGAGAUGUCAAGGAUACAGCAAUGCAAGAGGAAUUAAAUCCAGAAUUAGCUACAGGACUAAAGUUGGAUGAAUUAUCAGAGUCCAUCCGCAAUGCAAGCACAAGUACAAAGUUUCAAGAACCUGAGCCCAUUGACGUCACUCAGACUGUCAAUAAACAGAUAUCACAUGAGGAAAAGGUCAUUGAACAGGCUGACCAAGUAUCAACUCCAGAGGAACUAGUAAAUUACCACCUUGUGGAAGAAGAGGAAAAUGUCAAGGACACAACAACCGCAGAUGACUUACAGCCUGAGGUAGAUCCAGGAGUCAGGGCAAAUGAAAUAUUUGAUACCAAAGAUAAUGCAAGUGAAAGUACAAAGAGUUUGAACCAAAAGAGAAGGGAAGACAAGGUUGUUGACAGACCUCCCAAAGUUUCAACAGCAGAAGCAGCGAAUUAUUGCUCUCCAGACGUUAAGGACGAAGACAAUGUUAAGGACGCAACACUCAGCCAUGAGUUAAAUCCAGAUGUAGAUCAAGGAGAAAAUGACACUAAAGCAUCUGAGACCACUGAAAAUGCAAGUGAAAAUACAAAGUUUGAAGAUUCUGAAACUGUGGAUGCAACUCAGAGUUUCAACCGACAGAUGACAAGGGAAGAGAAGGUUGUUGACGGGCCUCCCAAAGUUUCAACAACAGAAGAAGCGGUGAAUUACUGCUGUGCAGAGGAAGUUAAGGAGGAAGACCACGUCAAGGAUGCAACACUCAGCCAUGAUUUAAAUCCACAUGUAGUUCAAGAAGAAAACGCCACUAAAGAAUCUGAGACCACAGAAAAUGCAAGUGAAAGUACGAAGGUCGAACAACCUCACUGCAUUGAAUUCUCUCAGAAUUUCAAGAAAGACAUUCCACAUGAAGACGAAAUUGUGGAAGGGCUUCACCUGGCUUCAACUAAAGAAGAAACAGUAAACUACUGCAAUGCAGAAGAAGUUAAGGCAGAAGGCUAUGUCAAGGAAACAGCAACCAGAGAUGAGAUAAAGCAGGAACUGGAUUCCAAGUUGCAAGUAUCUGAAAAUAGAGAAGCAACUCGUGUAAUCAACGCAGACAUGGAAACUCAAGACGAUGUUAUUGAAGGAGCUCAUCAAGUUUCAAUUGUAGAGAAUGUUGGAAAUUAUAGGCCUGCAGAAGAAAGAAAGGAGGACAAUGUCGACAAUGUCGACAAUACAACUGGAGACAAGUUGUCAACAAUAAUAAAGCUUGAAGAAACCACUGGCACUGAUGUGGCUGAAAUUUUGGAGAAAGACAAUCCAAGAAAAGACAAAGUCAAUGAAGAACCUUCCCAAGUUUCAGCUGGAGAGGAACCAGCAAACUAUAACCCGACAGAAGGAGGAAAGGAAAGGAAUAUCAAUGAUGCAGGAGCUCAAGAUGAGUUAAAGCCAGAAGUAGCUCCAGGAGUAAAGCUAUAUGAAAUAUACGAAGACGUGAAUGAAAGCAAAAGCACAAAGUUUCAACAACCUGAGCCAAGUGAUACCACUCAGAGUGUCAACAAACAAAUAAAAAGAGAAGAUAAGGUUGUCAAAAUGUCUCCGGACAAAUUACCAGCAGACAAAAUAGUAAAUUAUCAACUUGCAGAGGGAGUAGAGGUAAAGAAUGUCAACGAUAGAACACUGGCAGAUGAAAACCACGAAGCAAAGCCUAAGACAGAAUCAGGAAUGAUGGCAGAUGAAAUAUCUGAAACGCAUUAUGCAAGUGAAAGUACAAAGCUUACAGAAGCCAAGACUGUUGAUGCAACUCAUAGUUUCCAGGAAAAGAUGCCACAGCAAGACAAGGUUGUUACAACUGCAGAACAAACAACUAAUCAAAGCCCUGGACAAGAAGAAAAGGAGGAAAGGAAUCUCAAUGUUACAACAAUCAGCGAUGAGUUAAAGCCUGAAAUAGAUCCAGGAGAAAUAUCUCCGACCGUAGACAAUGCAGAAGUAGGAAAGGAGAAAAGGAAUGUCACAGUUACAACAGCAGAUGAGUCAAAGCCUGAGAGACAUAUAGGACAAAAGUUUGAAGAACCUGAGGUAACAGAUGCAUCUCAGAGAACAAACACACCAAUGUCAAGUGAAGAACAGGUUGUCGAGGGGCCUAUGCAAGUGUCAAUUGAAGUUAAUUAUUGCAAUGCAGAAGAAAGAAAGGAGAAAAGGAAUGGCAUUGAUACAACUGGAGCUGACUUAAAACCAGAAGUAGAUCAAGAAGUGAAGGUAGAUAAAGUAUCAGCAACCACAAGCAAUGCAAGUCAAAGCAAAAAGUUUGAAGGAACUGAGAUAUUUGAUGCUCAGAGCCCCAAAAAACAAAGUCCGCCUGAAGACAAAGGCCUUGAAGGACCUUACCCAGUUUCAACUGCAGAAGAGAAAAUAAAUUAUAGCCCUGCAGAAAAACCAGAGGAGGAAAGAGAUGUCAAUGAUACAGCAAUGCAAGAAGAAUUAAAUCCAGAAUUAGCUCCAGGAAUAAAGUCGGAUGGAUUAUCACAGUCCAUCAGGAAUUUUCAAGAACCUGAGCCCAUUGAUGCCACUGAGACUGUCAACAAAAAGAUACCAAGUAAAGAAAAGGUUGUUGAACAGCAUGACCAAGUAUCAACUCCAGAUGAAAUAUUAAAUUACCACCUUGCAGAAGAUAAGAAAAAGAGUGUCAAGGACACAUCAACUGCAGAUGAAUUACAGCCCAAGUUUGAAGAUCCUGAAACUGUGGAUGCAACUCAGAGUUUAAACCAACUAACGACAAGGGAAGAGAAGGUUGUUCAUGGGCCUCCCAAAGUUUCAACAACAGAAGAAGCAGUGAAUUACUUCUGCAAAGAGGAAGUUAAGGAGGAAAAUGUAAAUGAUGCAACACUCAGCCAUGAUUCAAAUCCACAUGGAGUUCAAGAAGAAAAUGACACUAAAGAAUCUGAGACCACAGAAAAUGCAAGUGAAAGUACAAAGUUCAAACAACCUUGCUGUAUUGAAUUCACUCAGAAUCUCAAGAAAGACAUUCCACAUGAAGACGAAAUUGUGGAAGGGCUACAUCUGUCUUCAACUAAAGAAGAAACAGUAAGCUACCAUGAAAUUGUGGAAGGGCUGCACCCGUCUUCAACUAAAGAAGAAACAGUAAGCUACCGCAACACAGAAGAAGUUAAGGCAGAAAGUUAUGUCAAGGAAACAACAACCAGAUAUGAGUUAAAGCCGGAACGGGAUUCCAAGGUAGAGCUUGAAGACACAAAUGAGACUGACAUGGCUGAAAAUUUGGAGAAAGACAUCCCAAGAAAAGACAAAGUCAACGAAGAACUUUCCCAAGUUUCAGCUGGAGAGGUAUCAGCAAACUAUAAGCCAGCAGGAGGAGGAAAGGAAAGGAAUGUCAAUGAUGCAGCAACUCAAGAUGAGUUAAAGCCAGAAGUAGCUCCAGGAGUCAAGCUAUAUGGACUAUCCGAAGACAUGAAUGAAAGCGAAAGCAAAAAGCUUCAAGAACCUGAGCCAAUUGAUACCACUCAGAGUUUUAGCAAACAAAUAAAAGAAGAAGAUAAGGUUGUUGAAAGGUCUCCGGGCACAUUACCAGCAGACAAAUUAGUAAAUGAUCACCUUGCAGAUGGAGGAGAGGUAAAGCAUGUCAAGGAUAGAACACCGGCAGAUGAAAACCUUGAAGCAAAGCCAAAGACAGAAUCAAGAAUGAUGGCAGAUGAAAUAUCUGAAACGCAUUAUGCAAGUGAAAGUACAAAGCUUACAGAAGCCAAGACUGUUGAUGCAACUGAUAGUUUCCAGGAAGAGCAGACAAAGGAAGGCAAGGUUGUUGAAGGGCCACCCAAAGUUUCAACUGCAGAACAAACAAUUACCGAUAGCCCUGGAGAGGAAGAAAAGGAGGAAAGGAAUCUCAAUGUUACAACCAUCAGUGAUAAGUUAAAGCCUGAACUAGAUCCAGGAGAAAUAUCUCCAACAAUAGACAAUGCAAGUCAAAUUACAAAGUUCAAAGGACCUGAAAUUGUUGAUGUCAGCCCAAGUUUCAAGAAAGAGAUGCCAAGUGAAGAUGAGAUUGUUGAAAGGCCACCCCAAGUUCCCACUCCAGAGGAAUUAGUAAGUUAUAGCCCUGAUGAAGAAGGAAAGACAGAAACAAAUGUCAAGGAAACAACAAACAGAGAUUACUUGAAUCCGGAAGCAGAUCACAAAAUGGAGGAAGAUGAAAUAUCUGAGAGCACAAAUAGUACAAGUAAAACUACAGAGUUUGAACUACCUGAGAACAUAGAAGCAACUAAGGGAGUGAACACACAGAUGCCAAGAGAAGACAAGAUUGGUGAAAGGUCUAUCCAAGUUUCAAUUGCCAAGGUUGUUGGAAGUUUUAGCCAAGAAAUAAAGGACAAGAGUGUUGACAAUGCGACUGGUGAUGAGUCACCAACCAGAAUAAAGCUUGAAGGAUACCAUGUGAAUGAUACAAACCAAAGUUUAGAGAAGGAGAUCACAAGUAAAGACAAAGUUGCUGAACAACCUUUCCAAGUAUCAACUGCAAAGGAACAAGUAAAUGAUAUCCCAGGAGUAGGAAAGGAGGAAAGGAAUGUGACAGAUGCAGCAAUCCAGGAUGAAUUACAGCCAGAAGUAGCUCCAGGAAUAAAGCCAGAUGAUGCAUCUCGGACCAUGAUGAAUGCAAGUGGAAGUAUUAAGUUUCAAGAACCUGAGCCAAUUGAUGCCGCUCAGAGUAUCGAAGAACAGAUAACAAGUAAAGACAAGGACGUUGAAGGGCUUCACCAUGUAUCAACUAUGGAUGAAAUAGUAAAUUAUCACCAUGCAGAUGAGGGAGAGGAAAAGAAUGUCAAGGAUAAAGCUAUCAUAGAUGAAUUAAAGCUGAAGGUAGAAUCAGGAGUCAAGGCAGAUGAAGUAUCUGAGACACAUUAUGCAAGCGAAAGCACAAAGUUCAAAGAAGCAGAGACUGUUGAUGCAACUAGCAGUUUCCAGGAACAGAUGCCAAAGGAAGACAAGGUUGUUGAAGCGCCUGCCAGAGUUUCAACUACAGAAGCAGUAGUUAGUUGCCGCCAACCAGAAGAAAAAAGGGAGGAAAGGAAUGUCAAAAAUACAACAAUCAGAGAUGAAUUAAAGGGCGAAGUAAAUUCACACUUAACAGUCAGUGAAGUACCUGAGACCAUACAAAAUGCAAGUGAAAACGCAAAGUUCAAAGGAUCUGAGCCAAUUAAUGUCACUCAGGAAGUGCCAAUUGAAGACAAGGUUGUUGAAGGUCCUCCCCAAGUUUCAAUUGCAGAGGAAACAGUAUAUUAUAGCCAUGCGGAAGAAGGAAACGCAGAAAGGAAUACCAAUGAAACAGCAACGAAAGAUGAGCAAAAGGCCAGAGUGAAUCCCGAAAUAGGGGUAGAAGAAAUAUCUCUGACCACAAAAAGUGAAAGUGAAAGUGAAAGUACACAGUUUGAGGUACCUGAGAGAAUAGAAGCAGCUCCGGAUAUCAACAAAAAGAUGCCAAGUGAAGACAAGGUUGUCAAAGAGCUGUCUUUCCAAGUCUCGAUUGCAGAGCAUGUAGGAAACUAUGGCUGCACAGAGGAAAGAAAUGAGGACACGAAUGUUACAGAUACAACUGCAGACAAGUUAGCAACAGGAAUAAAGGUAGAUGAAAUAUCUAGUACCACAAAAGUUGCAAGUCAAAGUACAAAUGUCCAUGAAAAUCUUGACGAAACUGAAGAUUUCAAGAAACAGAUUCCAACUAAAGACCAAGUUGUUGAUGGAACUUGCCAAGUUUCAACUGCAGUGGAACUAGUCAAUUUUAGCUCCACAGAAGAAGGAAAAGAGGAAGGCAGAGUCAUGGAUGUGUCAAAGCAAGCUGAGUUAAAUCCAGAAGGAGCUCCAGAAAUAAAGUCAAAUGAAACAUCAGAGACCCCAAUGAAUGCAAGUGAAAGUACCAAGUUUCAAGAACCUGAGACGAUAGAUGCCACUAAGAGUUCCCACAAACAGAUGACGUAUGAAGACAGGGAUGUUGAAGGGUCUGACCAAAUUUCAACUGUAGAGGGAAUCGAUAAUUACAACCUUGCACAACAAGAGUGGAAUGUCCAGGAUACAAGAACUCUAGAUGAGUUAAAGCCAGAGGAAGAUCCAGGAGCACAGGCAGAGACUAUUUCUGAGACCACAUAUUGUGCAAGCAGGAGUAUCAAGUUUGAAGAACCUGAAGCAGUUCAUGCCAACCAUAGUUUCAAAAUAGGGAUGCCAGCAGACAAGGUCGUUAAAGAGCCUCCUCAAGUUUCAACUGCAGAGGACAAGGUUAAUUACAGCCCUGAAGAAGAAAGAAAGGAGGAAACCAACGUCAAGUAUACAAAAUCUAGCGAUGAUCUACAGUCAGAAGUUGAGCCAGGAUUGAUUGUCAAUGUAUCUGAUGUCAUAAAUGAUGCAAGUCAAAAUACAAAGAAUUGCAACGACCAGAUGGCAAGUGAAGAUGAGGGUGUUGAAGGGCCUCCCCAAGUUUCAACUGCAGAGGAAAUACUAAGUUACAGUCCAACAGAAGAAGGAAAGGAGGAAAGUAGUGUCAAGGAUACAUCAGCCAUUGAUGAAUUAAAGACGAGAGUAUGUCCCAAAGAAAAGGUUGAUGAAAUAUCAGAACCCACAAACAGUGCAACGGAAACUACACAGUUUGAAGAACCUGAGAUAAUUGAUGCUGCUCAGAGUUCCAAGAAACAGAUCCUAAGUGAAGAAAAUGUUGUUGGUGGGUAUUGCGAGGUUUUAACAGCAAAGGAAAUAAAACAUUAUACCCUUGGAGAAAAUGUGGAAGAAACUAAUGUGAAUGAUACAAGUGCUGAUGAGCUAAAUACAGAAGAAGAUAUCAGAGGAACGGUAGAUGAAAUAUCUGUCAGCACAAAUAAUGCAAGGGAAACUACAAAGUUUGACAAAACUGCGACAUCUGACGCCACUCAGAGAUUCAAGAAGCAGAAGCCAAGUGCAGAUAAAGUCGUUGAAGAACCUCACCAAGAUCCAAUUAUGGUGGAAACAGUGCAAUAUUGCCCUGCAGAAGAAGAAAAGCAGCAAAGGUGUACAAUGGAUACGACAACCAAAUCAGAAUUGCAGGAAAAAGCAGACAAGUUGCCCAGAAGAAACACAGAAACUGAAGUGGCUACUUCAAAUGAAAAGGUUGAAAUUCCUGGAGUAUGGUCUCCAAAGUACGACGAGGGUGUAAAGGGUUCUAAUUACCAAGAAAAAAUAUUCAAAUAUGAUUCAGAAGUGACUGCAACAGCAUCAUCAAAGAAAUUAGGUGAAUACAUUGUGUCUGGAGCUGAGCCGCUAAAGCCAGUCCAUGAAAAGAUUGGGGAUUAUCCAAAGAGUGAAGAUGUUGCCAAAGAAGACAUAAAUACUUUGGAAAGCCACAAGGAUGAUACAGUGACUCACUAUUCACCAAGUGAAUCAUUGUAUGAAAUGACUAAUGCCACAGGAGGCUUGGUUCUGGAAAAGCAAGAGGGCAGAAUUGAUAAAGCUGUCAGUCUACUUCUCUCUGGAACUUCUAGAGAUGAAGAGAGCAAUAAAUUGGAUAAAGAAGAGCAGUAUUGUUCAAUUACACAAAAGGAAUCCAGAAAAGAGGUCAGCAGCAUACCAAAAGGGAGUGGUAUCAAAGAUAAGGAAAAGGAAGAAAAGGUUGAGGGACAGGAAAGUCUCCCAACAUGGAUAAGUGUGACGAAGCUAGACGGAGAUGAAAAUAUCACAAAAAGUGAAAAUGAAGAUAAAAAGUUUCACAAUCAGAGCAAAAACUCUGAUUUUCCAUUUACUGGGCAGGAGUCGGCAAGAGAAUUCCAAGGCAACAUAAAGGAGCUGCAACGUGCCAAUGAUUUCAAUCUUGUUGCAUCGAAGGUAGAAGCAGAAAGUGGAAGAGAAAGAAAGGCGAGUGAUGAAUGCGAAGAUAUGUCAAGCUAUAUAAAAUCAGAUCUAAUUCCAGAAGUGAAGGUCAUGGAGAGACCCAGAGAAGAAAUCUUAACAAAGGCUGAAUGUAAGGAAGACAAAGGUCAGGUUGAUAAAAUAGCACAAAAAGGUGGAUUGGCUGAUCUUACACAAGCCACAAAUAACUCUGAGGACAUCAACAUGCCAUAUAAAAGUUCCAUUAUAAUGUCAGAUUUGGUGAUUAUGGCAAAAGAAGAUCCUGAAACUGGCAUUGAAAGACAGCUUUUAACUGAAGACAAAGACAUCUCACUAAUGCAAAAAGGCCAGAGAGGUGAAACUUUACAGCCUGAAACAGAAGAACUCAAACCUGGAGAUGCUUCCCAGGCUGCAGCAGAGGCAGUCAAAGAAGAAUAUGGAGAAAAGGAACGACUUAAUAAUGACUGCAAUGACGAAACACAGAAAUUCAGAUCAGCCAUAUCAGAAGAGAACUCAGAGUCUGAGCUGGUGCCAGAACAAGAUGAUAGAGAAGCUCAAGGCCAACAAAAAACCAUCAACCAAUCAAGAUUGGAGGUAACUAGAAAGGAGGGGCCUUUUGAUCCUGUGACUGAGAUGGAUACCAGUCUCCUUCUGAACAUGCAAAAACAUGAGGGGGGCCCUUGUUGUGAUUCUGAUAAGCAAGAAGGAGGAGGAGAUCCAAAUGAUAGCUUAAUUGACAACAAGAAUCUCCCAGUCCAGGAAACAGAAAGCAUCUGUGCUGGAAAAGAAGACCAGGAACCAGUAACAUGCAACGAAGAUAAGGAAACUGAAAAAGCAACAGGGGGGCUCAUAUUAGAGGAAAAAACUACGACUUCACUUCCUAAUCUUCUCGAGGUAUCAAAGAAUGAGAACUCACAAGUGUCUGGAGACAUUAUUUCAGAAAGCAAGCAGACAAUUCGAAGAGAAGGGAUGAAGAAUGGAAUAACAGGAACUUCUGAACCUAAGGAACCGAACACUGAUGAAGCUAAAGAUGAAGAAGGGGAAGAAGAUAAACAGCAAAGAGAAGAGCUAGGCUAUGACCAUCCAGUCAUAGUAGAAGCCUCAAGAGAUAUCCAUGUCAAAGCUUCUCCAAAGAAAUCUCAUAGUAUCUUGUCAGGCGUUGGAUCAAAAGUCAAGCACUCAAUAGCUAAGGUCAAGAAAGCAAUCACAGGGAAGUCUUCUCAUCCAAAGCCAUCAUCACCAAAGUAAAGCAAGAAGAUCGCCAUUUGGCACCGCAUAGUUCAGUUUGGAAUCUUCUAUUGCAGAUAACUUGAAAUUCAUCAAACCAAGGACAUGCUAUCAGUUUAAAUCUAUCAUGAUAGGGAGCAUUUCAAAUCAGUACUUAAACAGCGCUAAGUGAUAGGGAUCAUAUAUUCAGGUGUAAAUGCCAAACAGAUGUAGUAAUACUCAGCUUUGUGUGUGUGUCAAGUUUCUGUUUUCA